This is a messenger RNA of Morchella importuna, 606 nucleotides long. RefSeq lists its product as uncharacterized. The transcript is spliced from 6 exons. The coding region runs from base 1 to 606 and encodes 201 amino acids. Lineage: Eukaryota; Fungi; Ascomycota; Pezizomycetes; Pezizales; Morchellaceae. The record is from RefSeq and is a predicted model, not a curated record.
AUGUCAGAUAAAAAUGACCCAGAGGCAUCUCAAGACCUUGAGAAGCAGGAGCCUGGAUACGUCCCGGAGCUCAUGUCACCCAUUUAUUUACCCUCAGGGUUAGAUGGCUCCUUCUGUGCCGAUAAAACAGGAUUCUGUGGAUCAAAAGACGCCUGCUGUAGUAUGGGUGGGGCCUGUUGUCCUAGUGGCGGCUGCUGCAACGAGCCUGGUACUGGGUGCUUUCCUGACAAGGAUGGGCGAACCCUCUGUUGUAAAGUUACCGAGAAGCUGUGUGGGAACAAGACUUGUAUACCGAAGAAUACAACUUGCUGCAGAAACGGGAGCUACUGUGAUGCUGGGAGUACUUGUGUUAAGGGCGGAUGUUGCAAGGCCGGUGUUGACUUGAUGCUUGACAACGCGAAUGAGUCCGAAAACGAGCUUGCCUUGUCGAUGUCGACAGAACGAACCGUUGUGGCUGGCUUCUCCGUCCACCAGGAUGUCGAAUCCGCAGAGCUCGGUACAAUAAACGCACCCAUGACCACCGGUGGCUAUCGGGAAAGGUUUGGCGGUUUGCCGCCCCGUCCCCCUUCCCCACAUUUGAAGAACCAGGCCUUCUUGUUGGGCUAA